Molecule: messenger RNA, 432 nt
Organism: Strongylus vulgaris
Lineage: Eukaryota; Metazoa; Nematoda; Chromadorea; Rhabditida; Strongylidae
Source: the annotation of a GenBank genome assembly
AUGCUAUGUGGUGUUGCAAGUACAGAAGGUCUUGCAUCUCCUAUAACUAUUGCUAUGUACAAUUGGACCUAUGAGGAGGCUAUCCUAUACAAUGGAAUCUUGCAAGUUGUUUCUUGUGGAAUGUCGACCCUAACCUAUGCACUAACUGGAUCCACAAGAAUUGGGACAUGGGAUCGCAGUCUUGUGCUAGCUCUUGGUCUGUCAGGGUUCUCUUUUGCCAUCUUUGUCAUUAUCCUAUGCCAUUCUAUGAAGGUCCUCUCACACGACCACAAAUCGGUAAGCGAAGUUAACGGCACAGUAGCAACAGAAGCAGGAGGCUGUUCCUACAAAUACGAGUGGUGUGAGUACACACCGAGGGAAUGUCCUAUCCCCUUAUUUCAGCUCCUUCUAAUACUCUAUUAUCCGAAAUUAUUGGACCAAGAAAACAAGUGA